AAUAGGUUCACUAAACUAUCCGCAUAACUACUACUAUUCGUAUGGACUUCGGUAAUGUUAUAUAAAAACUCAUCACAACUCCUUUAAUUACUACUACAACAAACAAUAUUAUAGUAAUCUAUUGUAUUACCCCCAAAAUAAAUAUGACUUUGAAGACUUUGUAGAUUAAAGUAUUUCUUAUUUUUUGAUUUACGCGUUUUGUCAAUAAACUGCUCUUUACCAAAAUGUUGUUUUUUAACAUUUUUAUCAAUUCCCAAACCUCUAUCAAUUUCAUUAAGUUUUUUACACCUCACUUUCCAAAAAAUCAUAGAUUUAUCCAAAAUUUCAUUCCUAAAAUUAUAUGACAA
This is a messenger RNA of Rhizophagus irregularis DAOM 181602=DAOM 197198, 347 nucleotides long. NCBI's taxonomy places the organism in Eukaryota, Fungi, Glomeromycota, Glomeromycetes, Glomerales, Glomeraceae. The record is from RefSeq and is a predicted model, not a curated record.